CCAGGCAGUUUUGCCAGGGUCCACAACUGAAGGAGUAUUUGCUCAAAGGUAUUGGAGGUGUAUGUAAGCACACAAUUUGAAAACCUCAAGCACUGUGACAGCCUCCAACACUCUGCUUGGUCCCCAAUGGUUACUGAGUAAAUAAAUAUUUUAAGUGAAGGAUGUUCACAUAGAAUCUGCCCUGCAAGCCUAUGAGCAAAAAUGAAGAAAAAGAGACACAUCCAGAUUGCAAGACGAACAAGUAUCAAAUAAAAGCCACACGGAAAACUGGGCUUGUUGCCGAAGCUCUCCCUAUAAGAAACACAAAUGACAGAGUGGUGAGGCGUGCAGUGAGAAGUCAGGCUGCCUGGUGAGGUCAGCCUUCAAAGGGACAGCCUCUGAGUGCCAGACACCAUACCAGAGGCAACAUGUUUUCUCAUUUAAACCUUAACACUACUCUAGACAGAUCUGAAGAGUCUGAGAAGAGACCUGGGAGCCUGCCCAGAGCAGAAACCUGUAGGAAGUGUCAGGGACUCUGGAAAGAGCACAAUGGACUCACCUGUGAGGAACUAGCUGAAAAAGAUGACAUCAAGUACCGAACAUCUAUUGAGGAAAAAAUGACUGCUGCCCGUAUUAGAAAUGCCACAAGUGUGGGACUGGCCUCAUCAAAUCUGAAGGCUGCAAUCGAAUGUCCUGCCGCUGUGGUGCCCAAAUGUGCUACCUCUGCGCCGAGUGUAUCAAUGGGUAUGACCAUUUUUGCCAGCACCCUCGCUCUCCAGGAGCCCCUUGCCAGGAGUGCUCAAGAUGCUCUCUCUUGGACCGACCCCACU
Messenger RNA from Talpa occidentalis (Iberian mole), 809 nucleotides. Its product is annotated as E3 ubiquitin-protein ligase RNF216-like. The transcript has 3 exons. The annotation marks the transcript as partial. The record is from RefSeq and is a predicted model, not a curated record. Lineage: Eukaryota; Metazoa; Chordata; Mammalia; Eulipotyphla; Talpidae.